AUGGACUGUGUUUUGUCAGGUUUGAGGCAUUCGUUCGUUAGUGGUGACUUGGAUACUCAGCACAAUCUUAUAGUUAAAAUUGAAAAUUGGAGUCGUGUUCGCAUUGAUGCAGAAAAUGCCCAGACAAUUAAUGAUUAUCUUUACAACGUACUCCCCAUUUAUUAUUCACAUUCCUUCCAUGAGUGUCCUUUAUGUAGAUCCGAUAACUAUAUGACCUGGACAUCCCUUCUAGCUUCAUUUCUCGAUUCCAGAGUGUUGCUUCAUAAAAAUAACUCGCAAAAAAAUCCUGACUUGUUCAACUCAAAAGAUCUCUGUAUGGUGGAGUUCACACUUUCAGGUGAAACUAUUUAUCUAGUUGACGUACUUCUACAAAUGAACACCAUUGCUCUUGUUCCUGAGUUUGGAGAGUUCGUGGCAAAACGAGUAUUUUCUCUAGACAAGUCGACUUAUAAACGUCAUGAGUAUGCCAUCAGAAUUCUCAUGCUUCAUAAAUGGCUGGAUCUUAACUUUUCUCACAUCCCGAAGCCCACUUAUGAGCAACUAGGUAGAUAUUUGGAUCCAAAUUCCGUUUUGGACUGGAUAGGUUUAAGAAUCCGGACAAAUAUAAAAAAAACAUACUGGAGAGGUUGCACAGUAGCAGACAAAAUACAGGUACUUUUGAACUCUUUUGACCUAUCUACCUUGGCAACACUGCUUGGUCAAUCUACAAAUUCUGAUGGUGGAGAACAGGUUAACGUAAGUGCUUUUUAUCUUUGUACUAAACAACAGUGUAAGAAACAAAACAUUCAUCACCAUAAAGAAUCGAAGGAGCACUUUCGAGAAAAGAAGAUUGCCAGAAAACCCCAUCCAUCUGCUUUACCAAUAGGGGGUGACGUUUGUACAGAUAUAGUUACAGAAUUGGAUGAAGAGGCUAAUCAGUUCUCGUUAUAUUCACUUGAGAAACCGGGAAACCCGAGCAGUCCAAAUACACAGCGGGAUACAGAUAUCACAUCAGGAUCUAAGCGAAGACUAAUGGAUAAAAAUGAUAGAAAGCGCACGAUUUCUGAUUGGGAAGAGAAGGUUCAGGCUGAUUAUGGGUUCAGCAGACCAUCUAAGAAGAUGAAAUUGAACGGUGAAUGUAAUAACAUUGAGGAUGCAGACGGUGAGAUAAACGUGUUGGAUGUAGGGAACGACAUCGACACUAACCAGAAUGUGCGAGAUGAUGUUAGUGCAGACAAUUCCUUGCAUGGAAAGCCAGUCAUACCAAUGGAACGGAGUCAGGACAUGGGUUCACCUGGUAAACGGAAAACACCAAAGAAGGACAGAAACCCGACGGUUAGUGAGAAAAGCGCAAGGUUGAGUAUGAAUGAUUUGGCUACUUCACUGGACGCUUCAGCAUCAUUAUCUUACGUGAAUUCGGGAAAUAAUGUGUGCACCUCAGCUAAGCUGACCAUAAAUAAUGGUUUAAAUAAACCAGCUACCAGGCAGUCGAAAACCAUCGAUACUGCUGUUUUCAGCUACUGUGCGAAGCAGUUACUCAUUGCGCACCAGGAAUUCUUUGAGAUAGUUUCGACUUGA
Schistosoma curassoni is the source of this 1557-nucleotide messenger RNA. Lineage: Eukaryota; Metazoa; Platyhelminthes; Trematoda; Strigeidida; Schistosomatidae. The record is from the annotation of a GenBank genome assembly.